Ostrinia nubilalis (European corn borer) is the source of this 2130-nucleotide messenger RNA. Its product is annotated as tripartite motif-containing protein 2-like. The transcript has 7 exons. NCBI's taxonomy places the organism in Eukaryota, Metazoa, Arthropoda, Insecta, Lepidoptera, Crambidae. The record is from RefSeq and is a predicted model, not a curated record. Gene Ontology annotation, molecular function: protein binding. Bases 368 to 1789 code for a protein of 473 amino acids.
AUAACACGAUAAAUGCGCUUUCUUUUUGGCGAAGCCUUAAAUUCUAUCCAAUAAAGUUCUAAUUGUCCUUAAUUCCACAGACCAGCCAAUAAUCGACUGCCCGAUCUGCUACACCAGGAUCCAAAUACGGGGCCCUAACUACGUGAACGAUCUGCCUUCCAACUUGUAUAUAGAUUCCUUGUUGACUUACGUCGGCCUGGGCAAUGAUGCUGAAACUAAGAACCCUACGUUGUCUGCUCCUACCACUCCACCAGUUAAUGGUUCCACAUCAGGGCAGAGCGUGGAACUGUUCGCGGGAGGAACUAGGUGUUCUCAGUGCAAGACUGUGUGUGAUGCAGUCGAUGUGUGCAGCUGUGUGCAUUGUAAGAUGAGUUUCUGUCGUGUCUGUUGGGCCCAGCACUUGGAUGACAUGAGAACUCAAAUAGGAUCGAUUUUGAAGCAACUUGAAUCUGCUUCGAAUCGUCUGGAACAUAAAAGGGAGCAUUUUACUGAUCGUUGCGAGCGUAUAACAGAACAAAUAAAUGUAGCAGCAGAAGAGAAGAUCAGUGCCAUAAUCGCAGAGAAAGAGAAAUUGUUGAAAGAGACAGUUGAUCUGCAGAAGACUGGGGACCUCACCGCUCUAGCUCUGAAGACUUCGCUGGAGGAAGCAAAAGCAGUUGCCGCGAGGGAGAUGGCGGAUACCAAAACUGAUGAUGAGAGAAAGGUGGCAACCUUCGUGAACCUCCACCAAAACGCCUUGCAGAUCCUAUCAGAGGUUUCCAAGUGGGACACCGACAGUUUCGUGUUCGACAAAGAAGGGUUCCGCAUAGAGAUCGACUCGGCAACGCCUGUGGACGCGGAAUCGGAUGACCCGAUACCAGAGGGGGCUAAACAGAAUAACCCUCUUGAGAGCGAGGAUACACUGUUUCUGCAUUACAGGUCUCGCAACUUCGUCCCCCACUACGUUUGGCGUAAAGCGUCCAGACCAGGCGGUGUAGCCAUCAGUCCUUGGAGCGGGCACCUCUAUGUAUGCGGCAUGGACAUCCACUGUGUGCUUGUGGUAGAACGGUCCCAGGCCAAGGUCGUGAGGCGGCUCACGAAUGAGGACAUGCUGUGUCCUGUUCAGAUCGCGUUCAUGAAGAGCUUGGGAGAGGUGUAUGUGACUGACAAAUGGAAGCACUGCAUCCACGUUUUUUCCAAAGACGGCGAGUUCUUACGAACUGUGGGCCAGAAGGGCAGCCGCCCGGGUAUGUUCAGAUCGCCUGAGGGCAUCGCGACUGACAACGCGAACCAACUGCUGUAUGUGGUUGAUACGGGGAAUGAUAGGGUGCAAAUCCUCCAGCCCGAUGGAAAAUUCGUGGACCACCUCGGCGUAGCAUCCAAACUACAGCCUAUCAAUACUACCUCAGUCUGGACCUCAUCAGAGGUCAACUGCACCGAACUAAACGCACCUACCAGUGUAGCCGUCACAUCUGACCGCGUAAUCGUCUUGGACAGCGGAAAUAAACGCAUAAAGAUAUACAAUAAAGAGAAUAAGAGUAAAAUAAUAGAGUUCGGGUCUAUGGGUCAAAGGAAAGGGCAGUUCAGGCAACCAGAAGUACUAGCUGUCGACCCGUUAGGGUUCAUUCUAGUGGGUGAUUCAGGGAAUUGCCGCGUUCAAGUCUUCAAACAAAAUGGGCAGUUGGUAAGGGUCUUUGGAGGAGUAGGAUCAGCUCCAGGUAGAUUUGGCUGGAUAUCAGGCAUUUACGUGACCAAACAACUUGAUGUAAUUAUUAGCGAUACGAAGAACCAUUGCGUUAAUUUUUUCUGAUAUGAUUUGAUGAGAUUUCGUUGUGUUAACCAGUUGGUCAAUUUAUUUUUAGAUAAGUAGGUACUACGGGUUUUUGUAGUCGAUCCAGCAGUAAAUUACUAUUCUAACUAAUGACCGCUCGAUUUUGUAUAACGCCUACAGUGGUCCCAGGUUCUUAUCCCGCUGGGUAUGAUAGUGCAAAAACAUGAUUAUUGUUAAUAAUAAAUUGGUAAUAUUAGUGAAACACAGUAAUUAAUAACAAUAUUUUAUUAAUGGAAACAAAUUCCGAAAAUAAAAGUUACAAUGAUAUCUCUUACUGAUAUAGCACGAUCAUAUUUAUAAAUAAAGAUUUAGCACUAAAA